AUACUAAAAACGCUGCCGAAAAUAUGAGAAAAAUGGCAACCCCCAAAUAUUUAUUUUCGUUUACAAUAUCAUUUGAAAUGUAAAUUUGUGUAAAUGAAAAAUACUGACUGCCGCUGUCGAGAAGCAAACGUCAAAAACAAAAAAUCAAUAUUUACAAAGACUGAUUUCUAUUAAAGUUGCAUUGAUUUCCACUCCGCAACAUGUCCGCGCUGCCGAAAGUUGACAUAGAUCAGCCGAAAUUCGAUCAGAGCACGUACAUUGGACGCUUUAAGCACUUCUUUUUGCUCACCAAUCCGCUUAAUUUGCUCGCUAGCAGCGCCGAAUUAGAGCGUUCGCAACGCGUCGUCCGGAACUACCGCGCCGGCAAAGAUGUAACGAGUGACGUAAGCACACUUGACGAACUGUGGCGAGCUAAAUACCUAUACGAUUCAGCAUUUCAUCCGGAAACCGGCGAAAAGUCACCGCUCAUCGGUCGCAUGUCGGCACAAAUGCCCAUGAACACACUCAUUACGGGUUGUAUGCUUUCUUUUCACAAGAGUACGAGCGCCGUUGUCUUCUGGCAGUGGUUCAAUCAGACCUUUAAUGCCAUCGUAAAUUAUACCAAUCGCUCGGGUUCUUCUAAGCUCACCACUGCCGAUUUGGUUAAGUGCUAUUGUUUAGGUACAGGUGGCGCCUUGGGCACCGCGUUGUCGCUGAAUCGCCUUACAGCGAAUAUGCCACCGCUUAUUGGACGUCUGGUGCCGUUCGUGGCGAUUUCGGCGGCAAAUUGUAUUAAUGUGCCUAUGAUGCGUUCACACGAAAUACGCAAUGGUGUGGUGCUGCUGAAUGAGCAGGGGCGUGAAGUGGGCGUGUCAAAGCGUGCCGCCAUCACAGGUAUUGCGUUGGUCGUGCUGAGUCGCAUUGCUAUGGCCAUACCCGGUAUGACCUUCACUCCGGUACUAAUCGAUAAGUUGGAUAAGCCAGGCAAGUUACUCAAUCGCUGGCCGUGGCUAAACCCACCGCUGCAAACUGCGCUUUGUGGGCUGCUGCUGAUAUUUGCUACACCGAUGGGUUGCGCACUGUGGCCGCAGAAAAUGAAUAUCAAAGUGGAAAAGUUGGAGGACGAAGUACAGGCAGAUAUCAAAAAGAAGAAUCCAGACUUAAAAGUGGUGUGGUUUAAUAAGGGACUGUGAAGAGCAAUUGUCCAAGAAGUGGAUUUGUGAAUACGAAAGAAAAAAUAUUUAAAUUAAAAUUAAAAUAAAAAUACUUGAAAUUAGGAUAAUUUGUUUUAUAAAGAAUUAAAUCGUCAAUAUAUUUUAAUGUAAUAAUAUAAGCUCUGGCCUCAUUAGUAUGUUUGGUAUACACAAGAUUUUUGGUGCAGGUUCCACAAUACGAAAUUAAGAUAUCUGCGAUUGUUCCAAUCAUAGAAUUCAUUUAAGAUAUUUACUCCGAGAUCUACUAAUAGCUGGUAGGAAGGGCUCGUCAAAUUUAAGUCGACAGUAGUCAAAUUAUG
Molecule: messenger RNA, 1492 nt
Organism: Bactrocera dorsalis (oriental fruit fly)
Lineage: Eukaryota; Metazoa; Arthropoda; Insecta; Diptera; Tephritidae
Product: sideroflexin-1-3-like
Exons: 1
Coding region: 201-1172 (323 amino acids)
Biological process (GO): monoatomic ion transport; serine import into mitochondrion
Cellular component (GO): mitochondrial inner membrane
Molecular function (GO): monoatomic ion transmembrane transporter activity
Source: RefSeq, a predicted model, not a curated record